This is a messenger RNA of Anastrepha ludens (Mexican fruit fly), 4104 nucleotides long. RefSeq lists its product as uncharacterized. Gene Ontology annotation, cellular component: membrane. The coding region runs from base 1 to 4104 and encodes 1367 amino acids. NCBI's taxonomy places the organism in Eukaryota, Metazoa, Arthropoda, Insecta, Diptera, Tephritidae. The transcript has 13 exons. Gene Ontology annotation, molecular function: glutamate-gated receptor activity. The record is from RefSeq and is a predicted model, not a curated record.
AUGUGGACACCAGGUAUGCAAAGCAUAUUAAGAAUUUCUAGGGUACCACGGCGGUCGACUGUGAUGACAUGGACUGCGGAAUGUUUUAAUAAUGGAAUAAAAAAGGCGUUGUUAAUUUUAUUAUUAUGGACCUUAAUAUGCCGACCUGGUGAGUGUUUGGAUGGCAGCGCACACAAAACCAAUCAACUUGAGCAUGACAACAACAGCAGUAAUGCCAGUAAUUUGUAUGAACAGCCGAGGAUCAACGACGUAGGCGACAAUUUGGCCAUUACACCAACCCACCAGUCACCAGUAGGCAGUGAACUGCUGACUGCGGCAGAGUGGCACGAUUCGGAUGACGAGCAGCGUCUGAUGGAAGAUGAUCAAUUCAGUAAAAUUAAUAAAACUUUAAAUAGUUUGAUAACAACCAAUGAGGGACCCUGGAGUAGGGUUGAAGAGCAGGAAACGCGCAAAUUAUUUAAACGUGACUUAGCGAAAGCGGGAAAGCGGAAAGCAGCAGAGCAAAAAUCAAUAGGAAAACGCACCACAAUGGACUCUUGGGAUGAAGCGCAAAAGGAUGGCUCAAAUUAUGCUGUGCCAGAGCAAAUAACUGGAAUGCAGGCAACAAAAAUGUUGGAAGCAUCCAUUAAUGGCGACGGUAAAAUAAAUGAGCACCAAAAUGCGAGAAAUAAUGGAAAUUGCAAUACCAAGCGGCCAGAGGUUGUUGACACCAUAUGUGCCACGACGAAGGUAGCAGCAACAACACAACUACCAAUAGCAACAGCAACAAAUGAAUUUACGGAAACACCUGCAUUGGCGGAUUUACCACUACCCGAAGAGCAGCAGCAAAACGUGGAUGGAAAAAUGGCACAAAAUAGCGCAGCGCGAGCAGAUGAUGAUGAAGCACACGGCGAUGCGCUGGUGGCGUCGCACGAGCCACGACCAGUGGAUGUGACAGCCGUGCUGCAGCAGCAGUUAAUUUAUGAAUUUGCAAUUAAAUACAAGCAUAUACCGCGUGUCACGUUCUUCACAUGUCGCUGGCUAAGUGGCGGACGGGUGCAGGGCGCACCAAUGACAUACUUAAAUAUGCAGACUGUGGAAAUAUUGCAGCGCAUGUAUGGCAAUAGGGGAGCGGGCGGAUUCAGGUCAAAUACCGAUGCAACAAUGGCAAAAUCAGCCGCCGACAAGGCACCAACAAAAGCAAAUGCAACGAAAACACCAUCAUCAGUUGCGCCAAAAAUGACAAGCGUUGCCGACAUAAGUGUGGGGCAAGCGAGAGGUAAUAGUAGAACUAAUAGUCAAUGUACUACCACUACAGCUACGCUAACGAACGCAACCAAAAUGGCGACCGGAAAUAUAUUGAAGCGCGGAAAAGGAAAUAUCAGACGUGACGCAGGUGCUGCUGCUGCUGCCGGUGAUGUCGCUUCGCAGGGGGACAUUUUAAUUAAAGUUGUGCAUAUCGAUCAAUUAAUCAAUAAACGCCCAGCUACCGCCAAUAAUAAAAAUACCAACAACAACUACAAUUGGUAUCGAUCGGCGGGUGUGGGCGAUGCUGGAUUUGGUCGCACACGCAAUGCGUACAGGAAUGCAAAUUGGCUGGCGCAGGCAUUGGGCGGUGAUGGCAGCCGACAGAUUGUUGUGUUGAAUUUGGCAUGCGGCGCAGCUAGUCGGCGGCUGCUCGAAAUGGCAUCGAAUAAAGCUUUGUUCAACUCAACCUAUCAUUGGCUGCUGAUUGAGGAUUAUACAUUUAAUCGGCAAACUGGCUACGAUGGCAACGACAAGAGCGAACAUCAGAAUAAUGAGCAAGUCAAGAACAGCAACAACAACAAAAACACUAACGACUACAGUGAUAACGACGACAGCGACAGGCUUGCUGGCAAGUAUUUUCAACAAAAGCAAUCGCAGCAGCUGCAACAGAGCAAAAUAUCAGCAACAUCUACAGUUGCUAUCGGCGCUGCCGGCUAUGCUACCACUUUUGCCACCACUACCAAUAACGAGCAUGACAUGGAAAUUAUUGAGAAGUACCUCGAAAAAAUCAACAUCAAUAUAAAUACUGAGUUAAUAUUGGCAAAACGGCACACACGGCGUAUACGUGACGACGACGCUAUGAGAGGAACUGCUUGUAGGCUGCGUGCGGGCAGGCACUGCACGUUUGACAAUGAAAGCGCUACUAUUAAUACACUUCAAACGAAGGAUUACUACCAGCUUUAUGAUAUUUGGAGUCCAGGACUACAAUAUGGCGGCCAAUUGAACAUUUCGGAAAUUGGAUAUUUCGCACUUGAUGAUGGUCUACAAAUUGCCCUUUGGUAUCGAAGAUCGACCACAAUUACAAGACGAAUGGACAUGAAGAUGGCACGCAUCCGUUGCUUGAUUGUGGUAACAAAUAGAAAUCACACCGAUUCUCUGGAGCAUUACAUAACCACACCCUAUGACGCGCAUCUGGAUUCUAUGAAUCGCUUCAAUUUUGCUUUGCUUUCGAACGUAAGGGAUUUGUUCAAUUUCAGUUUUGUGCUGUCGAAGACCGCCUCCUGGGGCUACCUGAAGAAUGGCAAAUUCGAUGGGAUGAUUGGAGCGCUGGUACGCAAACAAACGGAUAUUGGUGGUUCGCCGAUUUUCUUUCGCAUCGAACGUGCCAAAGUGAUUGAUUACACGACACGGACGUGGGUGGCCAGGCCCUGCUUCAUAUUUCGACAUCCGCCAAGUACGACAAAGGAUCGCAUUGUGUUUUUGCAACCCUUCUCAAAUACCGUUUGGAUUUUAUUGGGACUUUGUGGCAUCUUUACCAUAUGCUUACUGUGGCUAUUGUCCAGGGUAGAGAGACGUUUGGACGCUUUUGGUGUAGUAAAACGAUUGGGCCACAUAACAAGCGCCAGCAAGCGCGGCAAUAGCAUCGACACCGUCAAACAACAGAACACAAUCGGCGGUAAUGAUGAACUACCAGGACGUUGCAAUUCCACACGGACGGCGAUAAGAGGCAGCACAAUGCAUUACUGCAGCUCCUGCAUUGCCUUGGUUAGUCUAACAAAAGAGCAACGGAAACAAAAGCUGGGAAAGUUGGUCCAACAGCGAAAAGCAGACGGGCGGAAGGACGUGAAGCGUAUUAGCUGCAGGCAUUGCAUGCUCUGGUGCGGCAAUGCGUGCUGCGGCCAGACAGGCUCCGAUGUGGCACAACAAGGUUUCGGCUUGCUUUUCGAGUCAGUGCUCUUCUACGUUGGCUCCAUUUGCCAGCAAGGACUGACAUUUUCGACAAGUUUCUUUUCGGGUCGCUGCGUUGUUCUGACUAGUCUAUUGUUCGCCUUUGCUAUCUAUCAAUUCUAUUCGGCCAGCAUUGUGGGCACUUUGCUAAUGGAAAAACCAAAAACGAUACGAACACUGCGUGAUCUGAUACACAGUUCACUGGAGGUCGGUGUGGAAGACAUUGCCUACAAUCGUGAUUUCUUUUUGCGCACCAAUGACCCUGUGGCUAUUGAAUUGUACGCCAAGAAGGUGAACAGUAUACCACUGAGUGGUGAAACGCUUGCUGAGACAGCAGGUAGAAAUGCAACAGUGCCACAAAUGUCUGGGGUACCCGGCUCCCAACCAAACGUAGUACUUACCGAGGCGCAAAAGGCCAAAGCUUACAGGGACAUAUUGCAUAGUCAUGUGACGGGUGCGCACGCCAAGACGAAUGAUGCAUCCAAUUGGUAUGAUCCGGAUUAUGGUGUGAAUAAGAUACGUAAAGGAAAAUUUGCAUUUCACGUGGAUGUGGCGACUGCAUAUAAAAUUAUUGCCGACACAUUCAACGAAAAAGAAAUUUGCGAACUAACAGAGAUUCAACUAUUUCCGCCACAAAAAAUGGUCAGCAUCGUGCAAAAGGGUUCCCCAUUACGUAAAAUGAUUACAUACGGUUUACGGCGUGUCACGGAAACCGGUCUAAUGGAUUAUCAGCGAAAAGUGUGGCAUUCUCCGAAACCGCGCUGUGUUAAACAAAUACAUACAGAUGAUUUGCGGGUCGACAUACAAACCUUUGCAUCAGCACUUUUGGUUCUUAUCUUUGGCUGUGCAGUUAGUUUACUGGCACUCAGCAUUGAGCUUAUACAACAUAAAUUAUGGCAACGCUACACCGAGCAGACAGAAGAAGAAUAA